UGAGAACAGACACCAUGCUGCUGACAGCAAAACAGAAACAGACAUUCUAACAUCAGCAGCAGCUUCGGCUGAAAUGUGCCUGCCUGUGAUCAUCACUACACACUGCAGACCAGCUACGAAAACAUGAAAAUUAAGAAGGUGGACUUGAAUCUGUCUUACAGGUCUACACUUAUAUGGCUGGCAGGGACAGCAAACUACAUGUUUUUGGAUACAAAGAGCACCAGAUUUUGACACCUGAACAGUUCCAGGGAGUUGGCCAGAAUGUCAUCCAACUCCACGGCCGAUAAUCUGUGUGCACCGGACGACAACCUCUGCAUUGUGAGGGAGCAUGAGCAAGCGGUGAUCAUCGUCCCUACGCUGCUCCUCCUGGCCACCCUGGUCACCUUACUGGCCUUGUGCCUGAUGAGGUAUUGCCACGAAAGGAAGCAGACACGGAUCACGAGCCCUCAGCACUACCGCAACUCAUCACGCAGACACACACAAAGGCGCAGCCACAGACAUCACCUACAGGGCAUUGAUGCACCCCCAGGGAUAAACCCAAUGGAACAUGAAGAGCUGCCAAUGUCGGUUCAACAAGUGCAUCAGAAUGUCAGGCCAACUCUGGCUGCAGUACCACAGAUGUCCACAGAGAGGCAUCAUGGAGCAUUCAGCCAGGUCACUGCCCUGCCACUUUCCUUCUCCAUCAAGCCUGACGACACAGUCAGCCUCUACAGAGCCCGCAUGGACAACAGGGAUGUCAUCCUGAGGGUGCUGAAAGAACCAGCAAACAGUAGUGAGAAGCAGCACUUCUUGGGAUUUGCUUCCUUCGUGUCAGGACUGGGGCCGCACCCUUUCCUACCUGCGCUGCUGGGCGUGGUUUCAGUGCAGGUGCCGCUUAUGAUGGUUGUGGAGGAGCUGCAGCACAAAGACUUGUUGGGGUUCCUGUGGAGUUGUCGACAGGAUAACUCAGGUGUCGACACCUCAUGUGACAUGACAGAGAAGAGGCUCUUCACCAUGGCAGGACAAGUGGCCUCUGCUCUGGAGUACCUGCACAGUCAGCGCUGCAUCCAUGGCAACGUGGGAGCUCGCAGUGUUCUGGUUGGUGGAGAUCUGACAGCAAAGCUGUGGGGACUGGGGUCGGCAUACUGCAGAACAAAGGCCAAUUCACCGGAGGAAGUAGAGGACAUGGAGAUGAGGAAGUGGCAGGCACCUGAGGUGCUGGGCAGGAGAGCAGUCAGUCAGAGCAGUGAUGUAUGGUCCUUUGGUAUCCUGCUCUAUGAAAUGGUCACACUUGGUGACCCACCAUUUGCUCAGCUCAUGGCGACUGAACUUCUGCAAUAUCUACAAAGAGGAAAACAUCUGAAACGGCCAGCCACCUGCUCAAACUCACUAUACUCCAUCAUCAGGUCCUGCUGCCACUGGAAUCCACAACAACGUCCCUCGAUGUCGGAGCUCAUUAGAAAACUUCAGGCGGGAGAGAAAUCAGCCAAUGGGAGGACAGUUAUCAGAGUGCCUGAACCACUGGACAUCGAGAAAUACCUGAGGGAGGCGGGAUAUGGAGAGGCAUACAACUAUGCUGUACUCUGAUUGGCUGAGAGUGUCGUCAGUCACGUCUACACUGGUGCUGUUGUUACCACCCUUUGGCCAGCAGACUGUCUUUACACUGAGGACUGCUGCAAAAACGAGGAAUUCAGUAACAAGAACUUUAUUAGAAAAAAGCUCAUUAUACUUAUUUCCUGAUAAUGAAACACAUUUUGUUGUAUAUGUGUUUGCACUUUUGGAACAUUUGAAAUGCAUUGCAAAGAACACUCAUUUUAUAUGAUUAAAGACUAAUAUAUUGAUUGUAAAUAUUUAUUGUCAGCUAUAGUCAUCUAAAAGACUAUAAUAUAAUAAAGAAAACAAUGCAUGUU
Molecule: messenger RNA, 1889 nt
Organism: Chelmon rostratus (copperband butterflyfish)
Lineage: Eukaryota; Metazoa; Chordata; Actinopteri; Chaetodontiformes; Chaetodontidae
Gene: styk1a
Product: serine/threonine/tyrosine kinase 1a
Exons: 10
Coding region: 262-1566 (434 amino acids)
Biological process (GO): positive regulation of kinase activity; protein phosphorylation; cell surface receptor protein tyrosine kinase signaling pathway
Cellular component (GO): signaling receptor complex
Molecular function (GO): ATP binding; transmembrane receptor protein tyrosine kinase activity
Source: RefSeq, a predicted model, not a curated record